Schistocerca serialis cubense is the source of this 1926-nucleotide messenger RNA. RefSeq lists its product as uncharacterized. The record is from RefSeq and is a predicted model, not a curated record. The transcript has 4 exons. NCBI's taxonomy places the organism in Eukaryota, Metazoa, Arthropoda, Insecta, Orthoptera, Acrididae. Bases 1 to 1926 code for a protein of 641 amino acids.
AUGGCGCACAAGCGGACGGCAGUGUUGCCUGGUGUACUCCAAAGGGUUCAGUUCAGGCACGAAAUACAGCAGCUUAAGAUGGAGUCGAAUAGUAACAAGCAAGACGAAAACAUUACAAGGUCAGACCCAGAAUUAGGGACCAUAGAUACUGUUGUAGGGUUGGAAAAUCCUAUAGAUGAAUCCACACCCACAAAACAGGAGGAAUGGGAAGUGAAACCAAAGGUAGUGAAAAGUGAACCCAAUGUAUCUGUGGAUGCAAGUCACAAGGGAGAGGAUAUGGAAUUAACAAGUUUGUUAAAUAGUAUGAUGGCGCAAAUUCGAGAAGGGAAUGCUAGUUUGAAAGCAGAAAUGGCUAGUCAUAUAUCCCAACUGGAUGAAAACCUAUCUGGUAAAAUAAAAGCCAAUUUAGAUAUUUUGAAUACGCAAAGCCAACGUAUCACAGAGGUAAACAAAUCAGUAAAUAGCAUUAGGGCUGAAAUAACAAAUGUUCAGAGAAAAGUCACAGAAAUAGAGAAAAGAUUUGAUACCGAAAUUCAGAAAAUAGAGAAAUCAGUGGAACCUUUGAUUAGUGAAAAAUUAGAACCGAUAAUUGAAAGUAAAUUACAGGUGAUAGUACCAGUUGUAAAGAAAGAGAUUGUUAAAGAAACAGCAGCUGAUAUUGAAACACUGCGCAAUACCAUGUUGAGUUUUGAUGCAUGUGUGCAGGAGCAGGAAAAUACACUGCGUAAUGAGAUAAAAUUGCUAAGUCAGCAAGUUCAGAAUCAGACGUUUCUUAACUGUAGUGGUAUCCCAUUGGUCAAGGGCCUAACGCGCGCGGAAAGAAAGAAAUGGCCCAAAUAUAGAGAAGAUCGGAGUAGUCAGUACUAUAGUAGGAUAGUGCGUCGUUCGCCUGAAGAGCAGUUACAUAAACGAAACUUUGCGAAGUAUAAUGCAGGGAUACAAACAGAGGAGAGAGAGCAGAGAGGAAUUAUUAAGGGAAAUGAAGUAGAAAAAGAAUAUCGGUCGGAUGUGAAGGCUCACGUGAAUGAAAUAAGUACAAUUCGAGGUCAGAGUGACGAAUUGAUGAAGGAAGAGUCAGAGAAGGCGUUGUUUGUCGGUAGGGAUGGCAACUGUGCAGAGAGGCAGGGGCAAGGUAGGAGUGAUGUGACUUAUGGUAAAAGGUUCGUACGAAUAGUCGACGAAUCGCAUCGAGAAGUAAUUAAAGAGGAAAGGGUGGAUAAGAAAAAGGGGCAUAGUGCAGAGACGCAUGCCGAUUCAGAAAUUACCUCGUAUGCAGAAUAUGUACAUCAGCUCAAAAGCCAGCCAGCACAAUUAGAAAGAUCUUCCACUCAAGUGAUUAAUUUGGACCCGAAUAUGACAGUGUUAGAGAGCCAUACCGAUUAUGAUGUGUACCUAGUGACAGCAAGAGUACAUGACUGUGAUGAAGAUUCUUUUAAAGAAAUUGGAGAAAGUGUAUCUAACCAAGAGAAAGAGUGUUGUGAUCCCUGUAGUACUGAAGCAAAUGAGUUGAGUGAGACUGGAAUUCCAUUAGUAGGGGAAAAUAAUGAAAGUAAGAGUGGCGAAUGUACUAUCCAACAAAGGGAAAGUAGAGAAAGGGAUUAUAAUUUGCGAGAAUUAUUUGAAUCCGAAGAAGGUCAUAUUUCUAUGGAGGAGGAAUUAUCGUCAGAAUCAUCAGAAAGCAUCCAGGGAGAAAAAGAAGUAGAGGAAGUUUCCGACUCUGCAACCGAGAGUUCAGGCAUGACAGAUUCGAAUGAGAACGAGAUGGCAUUAAAGAGCCUAGACGAAGGACUAUUGGAAAAAGUGGUGAAAGAAUUUAGGAUGAAAAGGAGAAAGAAACCUCCAGAUGGAAUACCAUUUGAAGUGUCAACUGCACCACUGAUGCAUAACCUUGCAGUUGUGACAACUCGACGUCUCAACAGCUCGUGA